AUGCGAACCAACAACCUCACCACCGCAGCCCUCAUCUCCGUCCUCCUUCCCUUCGCCUUCGCAAACCCCAACCCCAAUCCACAGGUAGACUCCCUCGUCAACUCCAUCCUCGGACCCGCUACCUCUGCCGCCUCUUCUGCCAUAGCCGAAGUGACCAGUCUAGCCUCAUCCGCCCUUGAUGCCGGCAACUCACUCGCCUCCUCCGCAGUGUCCGAAGCUACCAAUGCCGCUUCCUCCGCCAUCUCCGUCGCCACCGAUCAAGCAAGCAGUGCCAUCUCGGGUGCCGGCAGCCUGGUGAGUUCAGCUACAGAUGGGGCUGGUGGUGCAGCUAGUUCAGCUAGCGGGUUCGUGAGCGGGGUUCUUAGUAGUCUGGACAGCGCGGUUGCAAGUGUUACAAGCUCAGUGGGAGGUGUGAUUAGUUCCGCUACGUCUGCGGCAUCGAGCCUGAGAACUGCUGCAACUGGCUCUGCUGCCACGGGAACCGGUGCUGCAGCUACAGCCAGUGCGGCUGGUGGAAGUGCUCCUGGGAUGAUGGAUUCUGGUAUGGGAUUGGGUGGAGUGGUCGGAGCGGCUGUCCUGGCUGUUGCUGCUUGGUUGUGA
Endocarpon pusillum Z07020 is the source of this 600-nucleotide messenger RNA. RefSeq lists its product as uncharacterized. The transcript has a single exon. The coding region runs from base 1 to 600 and encodes 199 amino acids. The record is from RefSeq and is a predicted model, not a curated record. NCBI's taxonomy places the organism in Eukaryota, Fungi, Ascomycota, Eurotiomycetes, Verrucariales, Verrucariaceae.